Molecule: messenger RNA, 763 nt
Organism: Centruroides sculpturatus (bark scorpion)
Lineage: Eukaryota; Metazoa; Arthropoda; Arachnida; Scorpiones; Buthidae
Exons: 5
Coding region: 69-632 (187 amino acids)
Source: RefSeq, a predicted model, not a curated record
CUCAACAAUUGAUCUUACAUUGUUUGGCUCUUUCAUUAUCAAGAGUGCGCUUUCGAAGUAAUUAAAAAAUGUUUUCUGAUUCUUUCAACUAUCACCCCUUGCCUAAACGUUCGGAGGCAAAAUCAGAUGGAUAUGCGGGUUUUGUAAGUCCAAAAAAUUUGGAUUAUUUUAAAUAUCGCGGCAAGGAAAAAUGCCUGUUGGAGCAGGAUGAACCCGCAAAAAUUAAAUUUGGAGGAUCCAUCUUAAAAAAUCGCAUCAAUCCUGCAUAUAAACAAACAAUGGAUAAGAUCCGGCCAUUUUACGAUAUUACGUGCGAUCGCAUUAAAAGUGAGCGAUUGGUUGAAGAUCAGGACGACUAUGAAUUUAAUAAUGACAUUAUCGGUCGUCCAACGAACAUCAAAAUAAAAGAAGGCUUCAAGAAAAACGAAGGUGGAAUGAAAAAUACGAACACCAUAGGAUAUAAUAUUGGACACACCAUUGGAUAUACCAUUGGUUGUGCCAUUACAGAAACAAAGAAAUUAAAAAAAGCCGGAUCUUUUUUUAAGGCCGUAUGGAAGCCAGUGAAGAGAUCAGCACAGAAGUUAUGGAAAGGAAUGAAAAAUGGAGAUACUGAAUACAUUCAGUUUGAUUAAUGAUCUCUUUGUCUUCAUCAUUUGAGUCAAGUAUCCAUCUGCUUGAUUUAAUCCGAGUACGUCUCGGAUGUAAGAAGAUUUAUUUUAAAAUGUGCAAAAAAAUUACAAGAGAAAUAUUUAAAAACAACAAA